This is a messenger RNA of Echinostoma caproni, 2460 nucleotides long. The record is from the annotation of a GenBank genome assembly. Lineage: Eukaryota; Metazoa; Platyhelminthes; Trematoda; Plagiorchiida; Echinostomatidae.
AUGGAGCCUGGAUAUCAAAACUGGUUGGCUCCCAGACAGACUGCUCGAGCAAGAACUCCAGAAUCAGCCGUUCAGAUACCCCCUGGUCUCCAUCUUUCUGCUCGUCGUGGUCCAGAAGUAGAACUAUACGAUGUAACUGGUGUGCAUCUCCUGGCUUCUGCAGAUUCCGCUAACCCUGGUGGUGCAACUCCUCACAACAAACGCACCAACAAAUGGCGCUCAUUUCUGUUUGGGAGACACCCCAGCCAGUCUCAGGGAACUUCACCGGUGGUUCUAACCAAUGACAAAGCUUCCGAAAUGAAGUCGGCUGGUCCUUCAGAUUAUACCCUCGGAAGAUUACCCACAAAGGCUUCCCAUGGAGAUAGCCUAAACCCUGUACGACAAGGAUGUAAUACUUCGUUCACAAAUCCCGCGUUCAACUCGUACAAAUUGUCCCUGUUUGACCGCUGCGCGCAUCACAGUAUUGAAAACCUUCCAAGUGAGCAUCGAAACUACUAUAAGCACUGCUUCACUCUGAUACAUCAUCGUGCGGAGACAAGCAUCAUUCUGGUCCUCACUCUACUCAUAUCUUUAGCACAAUCACUUUUUAUUCUCCUUAACACAACUUUCGAACAAAUUGGGUCUACAGGAUUAUCAUUCACGGCUUUGGAACUAGGUCGUCUUGCUUUGUUUUCUCUAUCCGGUCUCCUUGCCCUGUUUGGCAUUAUUUGCGUGAACUGGCAAUGCUCGUCGCCGUCCAUCCAGAGACGUUCGCAACCGGUUUCGGGUUCUUCAUCGUUAUCAUCGUCAUCACCCAAGGAGGUUAGUGGCGAUAGUCAACGACAAAUGGCCUAUCACCUGGCUCAUUUACUUGCAGCCCAACGAUUCGACAAGCGAUUACGAGCCACAUACAUCGCGGUCUAUCUGAGCUGUUUGUGCCUUGCCUCGGCUAUGCUUCCAUGGUUUACUUUGUCUGAACUGUCUGUUGCAUCCACAGAAAGUGGUGCUAUUUCCACGAUGUGGUAUAAAUACAACUGCACGGGUACAAGUAUCGCCUUUCUCAAUAACUCCGGAUCGACAAAUAUUUCCAAUCCACUGUUGCAUUUGACUACAUGGCAUAUCAGAGCGUCCGAUGCACUGGCUCCGGCCGAUUCUAUUUGGGUUGUGCUGUGGAUUACGGUCGCAGUGCACGGCUUGCUAGAUUUGGAUCGUCUUUGGUCUCGGCGUCUUCCUUACGCGUUUACGGUCACACUGGCUGUAGUUCAUCUGAUUCUGACCAAUGUGUUUCAUAUGCUCACCCAAUCGAGUCCCGUAUUGCCUUCCAGUCGCGCGUCAUCGGAUGCUUAUUCCGGUGCGUGUUCUUCAAAGGAUUAUCCUUUGUCGAUUUUCAUGAUGGACCGUGCUAGCUGGUGGGAUAACCCGGCCAGUCUCAUGGGAAGACAGAAUUUGGCUUCUCUGUUGGCCUUGGUCGCCGCGCAUCUAGUUGGCCAGUUACUCGCCCGCUGGACUGUUCGGCAUCGUUACGGACUGUUCAUUUUGGCUAGCCACUGUCAGGCCAAACUGGAUCGUCUCACCACUACCGAGGAUAAACUGAUACAACUGUCUAAAACCCUGGUCCCUAUAUCGUUAGCCAAAGAUCUUGCACAAGACUUUGUUGCUGGCAAGUGGAUCCCGUUCUCAUCUUUAACCCGAGCGCUACUCUUAUAUCUCAUCUAUCUGAAUAUGACGGCAAGCGCUUUAGAGGAGCAAUGUGGAAAUAGUGUUGAACUUGUCGGUCUACCCACAGUGGCCUCUGUUGUGGCUAGUGCCAGUUCGGGAACUGUCGGUUGUCAACAAUUUGUGGCCUUUCUGAAUGAUAUCUUUGGAUGUUUCGACCGAUUGGCUCGUACAGAAGGAUGCUAUCGAACCCGACUGAAUGCGAUUGAGUACAUGUGUAUUGCUGGCUAUCCAGAAACGCGAGUUGAUCAUGCUCGAUCGUGUGUGGAUUUUGGAUUGGCCAUGCUUAAAACAGUCAAUGAGUUGGCCCAAAUGACCAAUAUGCAAUUGGAACUGCGAGUGGCUGUCCAUACGGGCACAGCCUACGCGGCCGUUCUCGGUCGCAGUCGUCUCGGGUUCGAAUUGACCGGGACCGAUGUGGACUUUGUCAGUCAACUGCGCCAACUGGCCAAUCGACCGGGUCGUGUGCUCACCUCCCGUGCCACAUUCGGUCAGCUACCUGAAGGAUUUCGUGGUGAGCCGGGUCCCACAGUUCCAUUUCCGGGGCCGACGUUGACUCCGUCCUACGAUUCUCCAGCUGUCUCGACUGACCACGUGACUCAUAUGGUGGAUACAUUUUUCGUGCAGCCGCGAGUGGAGAGUGCAACCAAAUCAAAUGGAGCCAUUUUCUUCCAAGUUAUCGAUAUCCAAACCACCCAGUGUGAUCAAAUUCCAGACGAUUACGGUACCUCCUAUUGGCUUACCGAGAAAUCAAACGUAUUUUAA